Molecule: messenger RNA, 1062 nt
Organism: Rubroshorea leprosula
Lineage: Eukaryota; Viridiplantae; Streptophyta; Magnoliopsida; Malvales; Dipterocarpaceae
Source: the annotation of a GenBank genome assembly
CAAAAAUAUAAUUUAACCGAUCUCUACCAAACAAAUAUAACCAUUCCCACAAGCAAAUGUCACGGGAUGAUCACUAGCUUAAUUAAUUAAUUAAUUGAAUAAAAGGAUAAGCAUAAAUAAACAAGAAGAAGAAACUGGCAAUUGCAGGAAAUGUAUACAAGAGGCUGGAGGAGUUCAUAUAGGAUGCUAAGUUUCCUUGAUCAUAUUCGAUGUUCAAGCAAUGUAUCUCAGCUUCAUCGUCAAGAGAUAAAUACCGUUGUCAGGGCUCGACGAGGGUAUCCAGGACACCAGGGGUUGCAGUUGUUUAGUGCCUAUAGAAGUGGAAUGUGGAGCAAAAAGGAUAACAAGGUUAAUGUUGGAGCUGCUGAAGGUUCGGGUCCUCCUCCUCCUCCUGCUCCAAGAUUCAAUUUCCCUAUUUGGGCAAGAUGGAUUUUAGGCUCUUUAUUAACUUUUCUCUUACCUUUUUGGAAGCAAAAAUGGGCGAAAUGGCGAAGAAUUGAAAAAGAGGCAGAGAUGGUGGUUGGAGGGGUUGAAAUUGCAGCAGAGGUUGUGGAGAAGGUGGCAACCGCGACAGAGAAGGCAUCGGAAAAAGUGGCAGCCAAUCUCUCCGAUGAUAGUAAGUUGAAGGAAGCAGCUCUGCUUGUAGAACGUGUUUCCAAAGAAACUGCUAAGGAUGCUCGCCUCACGGAAGACAUAAUUCACAAGGUGGAGGCAAUAAAGAAGGAUGCAACUGACUUGGAGAAAUUCGUUGAACCCAUUGUGCAUAAGAUCAUGGGAAAAGGGCAUGAAGGUGAUGAACAAGCAAUUAAUGUGAAGGGUGUAAAGAAAGAAGAUUAGAAUAAAAAAAACCAUGACAUUGUUUAGUUUCCCCUGAAUUCCGCUUGAUUUGGGGGCUGUAAACCUCGGUUUGGAUUCGUUAAUUUUUUUUUGGUAUAUAAAUAAGAAGCCAACCUGGAGUCUAGGCAAGACACAGAUUGGCAGAUGGAAAAAAAAAAAAAUAGACACCAUUUUAUGUAAGUUAUAUUGGCAAGUCGCAAACCAUAAUAGAGUCGCGUUUUCUUU